Messenger RNA from Betta splendens (Siamese fighting fish), 4726 nucleotides. RefSeq names its product protein tyrosine phosphatase receptor type N2 (gene ptprn2). Bases 282 to 3500 code for a protein of 1072 amino acids. Gene Ontology annotation, molecular function: protein tyrosine phosphatase activity. NCBI's taxonomy places the organism in Eukaryota, Metazoa, Chordata, Actinopteri, Anabantiformes, Osphronemidae. Gene Ontology annotation, cellular component: secretory granule. Gene Ontology annotation, biological process: protein dephosphorylation. The record is from RefSeq and is a predicted model, not a curated record. The transcript has 22 exons.
CUCGCCUCAUCCCUCCUCGCCAUGUGUGUUUGACGUCAGAAACUUAGGAGGGGCUCCUGCCUGGAGCUGCUUGGCCGUUCGUGGUGCUGCAAAUUGCCCCGUGCUGUGCUACCGUUGCGCGUAUCGGAGCUUCCGCGUUUCUCCUGCGGCUUUUCGUGCUCGCCCAUGCUCCUCUAGUCCGACGCCUCGUCCCGGCCGCUCGCGCCCGAGCCGACGUCAGACAUGCCGUUCUAGCGGAGCCCUGCGAUGGAUUCGAAGCUGUGUGAUUAGGCAGGAGCGGCAUGGAUUCACCGUGGUGUCCCAUCCUCUUCGCAGCACUGGCUCUAAGCCUCUGCCCCUCACCUGCCCUCGCUGAUAAAAGAUUCGGUUGCCUGUUCGAGGACGAGCUCUGUGCCCCGUACGAGUUCUGCGUCAACGAUGGAGUGUUCGGGCGAUGCCAGGAGCUGGCUGCCGCCAACCUGUCCACGUACGACGUUUCCCCCUCUGCUCUGCAGCGCCUCAGGAUCCUCCUCCAGAAACUGGCUCGCCGAGGUCUGACGUGGCGCGAUGACAUCACUCAGCAGGUCAUCUCCAGAGAGCUCUCCAAGCUGAGGAGCGUCCCCCUCCGCCACCAGGCCACGCCCCCCGGCCCGCCGGCCGCCUACGGCAGCGUCGGGGGCGGGAAGCGGAGGCCGACGCAGGCGGAGCUGAGCAGGAACCUGCAGCAGUACCUGUCGGGCCUGGGCCUCCUGCCACAGGCUGCAGCGGACGGGCGGCCCGGGGGCCGAGCCGAGGGAGCCAGCGCUCAGGAUGGAGACAUCAAGCUUCCGAGCAUCCAGCUGCCCGCUCAGCCAAAACCCCAGCAGGGCUGGAAGGAGACCACUAUCUACAGCCUUCAGAAAGGAGCUGGACAACCUCCCGUCACCAAAGUUGUCACUCAGAGCGGGGAGGGCCGGCACCCCGAGCUCAGCGCAGCCUACUCCCACCCCGACCCGGGGAACGGCAAGCUGCUUUCCAGCCAUCUGGAAUGGCUCCUGGCCGGGGCGCCGGGCUCUCAUAAGGACGCCCCAGCUGGAGAGGCCGCGUGGCCCCAAGGGAGGCUCCACCACCUCAGCGGCGGCAUCCAGCAGCCUCCGAGCGGCCGCGCAGAGUCGCAGCCUCAGGUGGCAUUUGGCUCCAAAACCCAGAGGCCUAAUCUGGACAGGCUGCUGUUCAAGGCUGGCUCAAACCGCCCGGCGGCCAAGGAGACGCUUAGAGUCAUGGAUGAGCGACUCAUCCAGAAUGUGGUGAACCAGCUGGGAAGGCACAGCGUCGACAUGGAGGCUUUGAUGGGUAAAGACCUGGACCAGCUGGCUGAAGUCAUCACAGGGGCUCUGCAGGAGGUGGAUGAGGAACAGCCUGUGGCUGGGGCCCAGCCAAGACCAGGAGCUGCUGACUCCAGGGGGGACACGGAGGCUAACAGGGAGCCACUGGCACCCGUGCAGCUGAAUCAGUACCAGGACCUGAAAUCAGACAAAGGGCAGGAUUCAAACCAGGAAAAUACACUGAGAGUGAAACAGCAAGGCCAACAAAUAGACGGCGCAGACAAAGAGCCUGUUGACAAGUAUGCGUCGUACUUCUCCAAGCUGCUGGACUACCUCAACCUGGACACCGUGGGCGCUGCCCCAGAGGUCCACAGCGGGCCUCCAGCUCCCCUUCACAAACUGGUGGGACUGGAGAACGUCCAGAGCCGCACGUCGCAGGGCCGCGCUCCCGCCCCCGCGCUCACCCGCUGGGAGGAGAAACCCGCCCCCGCGAAGGCGGGUUCCGCCCUGCGGCUAACCGGCGGCGCCGCGGGGCCCGACGCGCAGGUGGACUCUGACGCGGAGAGGUGGAGGCAGGGGAUGGAGGCCCCGGCGCUGGAGGAGGCGCAGAAGAAGGACGUGAAAGUCAAAACGCAGCUGGUCCACGUGGGGGUGAAGGAGUUCUCCAGCAGAGGGAAGGACAGACACUUUGGCUACAUCAUCACCGGUUCAGACUCCCUCACCAACGACCAGAGCGAGGCCCUCAUGGAGCGUCUGACUCAGAAGCUGGACCUCCACGCCGCCGACCUCACCCAGCUCUCUGUCCUGGGUCCAGCGUUGACCUUCAGACUCGGCCACAACCCCAAGAACGUGACCACCGCCGACCUGGUUCAAGUCGCAGUCCAAGACAAGCAGCAGCUGGAGAAGGAGACAGGCCUGAAGAUAGUGGAGGCUGGAGUCAGUGAUAGGGGCAGCCUGACCCAGAUCCCCGUGGUGAAGGAGACCCGGGUGGAGUCGGGCCAGUUCCUGCUGCUCUCCGUCCUCUGCAUGCUCUUCAUCCUGCUGGCGCUGGCCGUGUCCGCCACCUUCUUCUGCGUGCGCCAGCGCUCCCACCUCCGCAUGAAGGAGAAGCUGGCCAGCCUGGGGACGGAUACCAGCACUGAUGCUACCGCCACCUAUCAGGAGCUGUGUCGCCAGCGAAUGGCAAUCAGGGCGUCGGAGCGCGUCGAGCGUCCGGAGACCCUGCGCCACUCGCGGCUCAACAGCGUGUCGUCCCAGUUCAGCGAUGGGCCCGCGGCCAGUCCCUCCACCCGCAGCAGCACGUCGUCCUGGUGCGAGGAGCCGGUGCCCUCCAAUAUGGACAUCUCCACCGGUCACAUGAUACUGUCGUACAUGGAGGACCACUUGAAGAACAAGAACCGUCUGGAGCGCGAGUGGGAGGCCCUCUGCUCCUACCAGGCAGAGCCAGGCACCUGCAGCGUGGGGCAGGGCGAGCAGAACUCAAAGAGGAACCGCUCAGACGCCGUAGUUGUAUACGAUCAUUCCAGGAUCACCUUGAAAGCUGAAAACAACCACAGCAACUCAGAUUACAUCAAUGCCAGCCCAAUCAUGGACCAUGACCCCCGCAACCCUACUUACAUCGCCUCGCAGGGCCCACUUCCUUCCACCGUGGCCGACUUCUGGCAGAUGGUGUGGGAGAGCGGCUGCGUGGUCAUCGUCAUGCUAACCCCGCUUUCAGAAAACGGAGUCAAGCAGUGCCACCACUACUGGCCCGACGAGGGCUCGGACGUCUACCACGUCUACGAGGUCAACUUGGUGUCCGAGCACAUCUGGUGCGAGGACUUCCUGGUGCGGAGCUUCUACCUGAAGAACCUGCAGACCAACGAGACCCGCACCGUCACCCAGUUCCACUUCCUGUCCUGGAUGGACCGCGGGAUCCCCACCUCGGCCCGGACUCUCUUGGACUUCCGCAGAAAGGUUAACAAGUGCUACCGGGGUCGGUCUUGCCCGAUAAUUGUUCACUGCAGCGAUGGAGCCGGCAGGAGUGGGACUUACAUUCUGAUUGACAUGGUCCUCAAUAGGAUGGCGAAAGGUGCUAAAGAGAUUGAUAUUGCCGCUACCCUGGAGCACUUGAGAGACCAGAGAGCUGGCAUGGUCCAGACAAAGGAGCAGUUCGAGUUUGCGCUGACAGCCGUGGCAGAGGAGGUGAACGCCAUCCUGAAGGCGCUUCCUCAGUGAAGGCACCCCCCCCCCCCCCCCCCCCCCCCCCCCCUCCUUCUCCUCGCUCGCUGAGCACCGGCUUCCUCUGCCCACUCAAGACUGACACCGCUCUCACCCCUUCCUCUCCCCCGCUCCGUCUCUCCCUCUCCUGUCUCUCCCUCCUCCUCACCUCUAUAUAUACUGUAUACUUAUGAAUGUUGUGCCAGAUACCUCACCGGGAUCCAUAUUCACAAAUUCCAACCUCAGAGUGCGGCUGUUGAUCUGGGAUCUGUGUCGCCGGGGCGAUGCAGGAGCAUUUGUGGCGCCCGGAGCCGUCGUGAGAUCAGCGCUGCUACUGUGAGCUUCUUUGUCGAUAUGAAGCCUGGUGCUCUAUAACUGUGAUGUUGUUCCUGAACAUACUGUUCUAGUGCCACUCACCAGAUGUUUACGUGAUGUCAAGUGUGGAUUUUUGUUCCAAAAUCUACGGAAAAAAACUGGUGCAGAUGCUGAAAACGUGACUAUUGGCACGUGUACUGUAAAACAAACUACAGUAGGGCUGCAGUUAUUUCAUGUAAGGAUCAGUCAGUAUAAUUGUUUAAGCUAAGCUAAGCUUGAAAUACUACAGAAACGAUUAAUGAGCAGAUUGAUUCAUCACUGCAGCCCUCAACAUGAUGACUUUUAGGUUAUUAUUAUGUAAAAUACGUCCAGUUGCCUGUAAAAAUCCUAUUAUUGUGCGGACUGUAUUCCUAAAUGAAGUGAUGUAGCGUUCUGGAAAUGAAUUUCCCCUGAAUCAACUGUCUACUCAGCAUCACACGUGCAGACGUUGACGUGUGUGUCACCCAAGAGCCUCAAACCUCAUGAUUAUUGCAACAUAUCAGGUGUUUUUAAUCCCUCAUCACAAUGAUUUGACAUUUUGCAUCAUGAUCCUCUCAUGAGCAUCUAUCUCUGUUACUAUUAAAUGUGCAAUAUACCUACUGAGAUACACGUGCUUCUAUUUAGAAAUAUUAUCAAUCUAGAUUGGUAAAGAUAUUAUAUAUUUAAGUAGAACAUAUAUCAGGAUUGUUGCUAAAUUAUUUUGUCCCUCCAUCACUGGUAUAUUGUGAUAUUUUGUGCAACAGAUUAUUCUACUCUUUAUGUAUAGAUAAUGAAUGACUUCCUAUUUAGUGCUAUCUGGAAUAUCCACUGAGAGCCUCAAGGAGAUCCAUAUAUUUUGUGUGAAAAGUAACGUUCAGAUUGGUAAUAAAUCAGAACAGUUGUUGCUGCUU